Ilyonectria robusta is the source of this 1089-nucleotide messenger RNA. RefSeq lists its product as uncharacterized. Bases 1 to 1089 code for a protein of 362 amino acids. NCBI's taxonomy places the organism in Eukaryota, Fungi, Ascomycota, Sordariomycetes, Hypocreales, Nectriaceae. The transcript has 2 exons. The record is from RefSeq and is a predicted model, not a curated record.
AUGACCCUUACUCCCAUCCGCAUCCGAGGCAAACGCAAGACCAAAGCCUCAUCCACCAGCAACCCACCGUCGGCCCUCAGCGACAGCCUCAACCCGCAUCUUACUGCAAGGGCCAAGAAGAUGAAGCGCUCGAUUUCUACCGUCCUCGCUGACCGGUCAUCCCGCUACCGCGCAUCGCUUGAUGCUCUCCCCGCCGAGAUCCUCGAGAAAAUCCUCCUCUACAGCACCAACUUGGCGCUGCCGCGUGCUGCACCUCACAUCGGAGCCAAGCUCUCCGGCCGUGCCACCCUCCUCCGUCUCUUUAUCUGGGCUUUCCACGAUACUUGGAACCAGUGGUUUGGUAUCCCGGUCCGGAGUGAUGUCUUCUUUGGACCAGAGAUCAAGAAUCCUGAGUUAAGGAUCUGCGACGGAGAUCCGGUUCUGCAGUCGGCCGUCUUGGAGCUUCCUUGGGUAAAUAUCGACUUCAUCCUCCAGGCACAGCAGACCUGGGCAGAUACCUAUGCCAAGGACCGGUGGUACCAACACAGCAUCGACUGGGACCGCGACGAUGACGGGCUGCCCACGCAUCACCACGACGACAGUCAUGACUUCGACGGUGGCUAUGGCCAUUUUGACGCCCGCCGUUGCUUCGAGGCCGACUACCAGAAGGCCCUGUCAUGGCAGCCUUUUGAGGCAAGCAUCGAGCCUUGGGGCUUCCGGGACAUUCACCCACUCACCCGCGUCCCUACCAAUCUCAUCACUGGCCCCUGGGACGAUGAGAAGCAGCGCCGUCUCCUGUGGUUCACACGCGGCGGAGCUCUCAAUCUCGGUGGAGAGGGUCACGCGCCGUCGCCGCCCUGGGAGGUCCGAAUCGACUUCCUCCGCAACGCCGUCAUUGACACCCCUGAGCCCAACGUGCUGGUCUGCAAUUGCCUGAUCCGCGCCUGGGUUUACUGGGGGCUUCCCGGGGAUGUCGUGAGGCAGGAGUUGCGGAAGAUACGUCAACGCAUCGAAUGGGGGGGCGACACGCCUGCGGGGAGGACCAUCCUGCGCGAGGUCGGGACAACGCUGAGCAGCUUCCUCACGUUUCCGUCGUAUGGGAAGGAUUAG